AUGCUAUUCUCCACAACGGAAACAAGAAAGAUGCCUAAUAAUAGUCAUCAAUUAAGAAUUCAUUCGCCAUUACGAUUACGAGUAACAACUAUUCACAAGUUACAAUCACAUAUCGCCACGGCAUUUCAAUUAACAAUGAUAGAUGAUAUUACAGUUAAUCAAAAUCAGCAACAACUUGAAGAACGAGUACAACAACGACAUCAAUGA
Molecule: messenger RNA, 207 nt
Organism: Didymodactylos carnosus
Lineage: Eukaryota; Metazoa; Rotifera; Eurotatoria; Philodinida; Philodinidae
Source: the annotation of a GenBank genome assembly